GUUGUCGUUCUCACGCUAACAUGCGAGAUCCGCAGAGCCGACUCGACCGCAUUCCGCCCCGAGUUCCCCUCCGCCAGCGGCCUGCUCGUCCGGAGAUGAGUACAAGAUGUCUGUGUCGGGGCUGAAGGCCGAAUUGAAGUUUCUCGAGUCAAUCUUUGACCCAAACCACGAACGGUUCCGCAUCAUAGACUGGAAACCGGACGAACUGAAUUGCCAGUUCAACGUGAGCGGGGAGAAGCUGCUGAUCAUCCACUGCAACAUCACGGAGUCUUAUCCCUCAACACCCCCAAUAUGGUUUGUAGACUCCGAUGAUCCAAGUCUGGCAGAAGUGUUGGAGCGCUUAGAAGAUGUCCGCAAAGGCAGCACGUUGCUUCUUCAGCAGUUAAAGCGUCUCAUUUGUGACCUCUGUCGGCUUUACAACCUGCCUCAGCAUCCAGAUGUAGAGAUGCUCGACCAGCCUCUACCUGCUGGCCCCAUUAUUCAAGAACGAAAACAUGGGCCAUCUGAUGAGGUGACGUCUGAGGAGGAAGAAGAGGAAGAAAUGGGAGAGCAGGACAUUGACUUGGACCAAGACUUGGACCAUUACGACAUGAAAGAAGAAGAGCCGGUAGAAGGCAAAAAGUCAGAAGAUGACGGAAUCGAAAAAGAAAAUCUUGCCAUCUUGGAGAAGAUUCGUAAAAACCAGAGACAGGACCACUUAAAUGGCGCAGUUUCUGGCUCUGUGCAGGCCUCGGACCGCCUCAUGAAGGAACUCAGGGAGAUCUACAGAUCACAGAGUUACAAGACAGGUAUUUAUUCAGUGGAACUAGUCAACGACAGCCUUUAUGAUUGGCAUGUCAAGUUAAGGACGGUAGACCCAGAUAGUCCGCUGCAUAGUGAUUUGCAGGUCUUAAAAGAAAAGGAAGGGGUGGACUACAUUUUGCUCAAUUUCUCUUAUAAAGAUAAUUUUCCUUUUGACCCACCUUUUGUGCGAGUUGUCUCUCCUGUGCUCUCUGGAGGUUAUGUUCUUGGAGGAGGAGCAUUGUGUAUGGAACUUCUCACAAAACAGGGGUGGAGCAGUGCCUAUUCCAUAGAAUCUGUCAUUAUGCAGAUAAAUGCAACUCUAGUGAAAGGAAAGGCCAGGGUUCAGUUUGGGGCCAAUAAGAACCAGUACAAUCUUGCCAGAGCACAACAGUCAUACAAAUCCCUUGUGCAGAUUCAUGAAAAGAAUGGCUGGUACACACCCCCUAAAGAGGAUGGAUAAGGAGAUCCGACUACUAUGCACUGGGAACAUGGGUCAAAGUGUCUCAUUUUCUUUGGAGUAUUUCCCCCAGUCUGACUUGUUGGGAGUGCAUCACAUUUCUUGCGGACCUGCCUGGUUGGUUCACCUGACAAGUAUCCUUCGUAUGAUGUGAGGGCGUUCCCUGCCCUGUUCAUAUAUCUCCGAUUGUCUUUUCUCCAGUUCGAACGUGGAGGAAACGUUUCUUCUUUAGCUGCUUUGACAAAAUGGACUUUAAAUGGGAACUCUGAAAGUCGUACCCAAGCCCUGAAAAUGGCACGACACCUCACGUGUUUUUAUUGAGCUUUUUUUUUUUUAAUUAUUAUUAUUAUUAUUAUUAUUAUUAACAGGUACACACAUUGUUCUAGCAAAUGUUUUUUUUAUUAUAUUAUGAGCAUCCUAGACAAUAAAUGAGCCAGUUGUCAUAGCUUGGAUGGUUAUGUUCAAAAGGAAAUGACAUACUGCUCUAUCUUCGAAAAAUAUGCUGCGUUUGGUUCCAGAUGAACUAUGGGUUGUCGUGAGAGAACUUGUAAAAAAAAAAAAUUCAAAUAGGCACUUCAGUGGUCAUAUGAUGUGAGGUUUGAAAUGAGCAUCAUGACGUGUUAUUUCAGAAUGUUUCAGCAGAAAUAACCAUGCGCCCUUUGCCUUAUUUCUGGCAUCCCUGCAUUAAGUGGCUUUCUAUUGGUUACUUCUAGCAACACCGUUGAUGUGGUUCAUGGUGGUAGUGCAACACUCACUUGUGGCUGUCAGUGACAUCCCUCUUGAGUAGAAUGCGGCUGAAUUGACUUUAAAGAGGAAUUCAACAGGAUGUCCGGGGUUGGUACUAAUGCGGUUUGUGAGUACCGACCUACUUUGAUUGUAGUGAUUUGCACUUUCCCACAAUCCGGUUAUAUGACUUACCUUAUCAGAUGAAUUUACCUGCUGCUGUAAAUAAGCAUACAAUUGGGAAAAAAUAAUCCAAUGUUGAUUUUGUAAAUGAACUCCAUUACAAAGUUAUGAACAGUCCAUAAUGUUUAUGGUAGGUUUAUUGUAAUGGAGAGAGACACUUAGUAAAACAACAAAUAAAAAAUCCAGAAUAAAUAACAUUUAGGAUAUACAUUAUUUUGUAUUUGAUUGUUGGAAAUAAGCAUUUGAUCCCCGACCAAUCAAUAAGCCUUCUCUGCCCAUGAAGUACACAAAUUAGCCCUAUCCCCUUUAAAAAAUACUCCUAAUCUCAACUCGUUCUUUGGCUAAUACAUCUGUCACAGAAAAGAUCUCCUCCAUUCAAACUGCUCCAUCCACAUCAAAUGUCAAAAGACUGACGUAGACCUGCACAAGACUGGGUUGGACUACAAGACUAUCAGCAAGAGGCUUUUUUUAGAAAGGGACCACCAUGGCGCAUUAAUUCAUAAAUGGAAGAAAUACAAAAUAACAACUGCCCUUGCGGUUGUUAUUUUGAAUGUUCAAAAUAACUCAGAAUAUUCAAAAUAGCUCCGAAUAUUCACCAGGUGGUGUAAGAUGAUUGAAGGGGAGGAGCUGGUUUAUGAUCUCAAGAGAGUUGGCAGCACUGUCACCAGGAAAAGCUUUAGUAACAUUCUGCCGUGCCCGCGAGCAUACCUGUCAACAUUUGUAUUUCAAAAUAUUAAGAAUUUCACGGAAUACAGACAAUCAUAAAUCACCGUUAAAUUUAAAAAAAGAAUGUGUCUGAGGUAGGAUCAAACUCAUGUCCCUUGUAUUGCAAGAGUUUGUCAGUGACUAGUGUGCUAUUCAAUGUUUAUCAA
Nerophis lumbriciformis (worm pipefish) is the source of this 3018-nucleotide messenger RNA. Its product is annotated as ubiquitin-conjugating enzyme E2 Q2-like. NCBI's taxonomy places the organism in Eukaryota, Metazoa, Chordata, Actinopteri, Syngnathiformes, Syngnathidae. The record is from RefSeq and is a predicted model, not a curated record.